This is a messenger RNA of Cynara cardunculus var. scolymus (artichoke), 3093 nucleotides long. Its product is annotated as ubiquitin carboxyl-terminal hydrolase 8. The record is from RefSeq and is a predicted model, not a curated record. The transcript has 13 exons. NCBI's taxonomy places the organism in Eukaryota, Viridiplantae, Streptophyta, Magnoliopsida, Asterales, Asteraceae. Gene Ontology annotation, molecular function: cysteine-type deubiquitinase activity. Bases 74 to 2761 code for a protein of 895 amino acids. Gene Ontology annotation, biological process: protein deubiquitination.
AUUCAGUCUCAUGCAAAAUCUCAUCCUCCGCCAUUUUUGAAUCUGAACAAACUUUCCCUCUCUCUCCCUAAAAAUGGAAGUUUCCCCCUCUGAUGAUGAUACAUCCCACACUUCUCAACAACAAUGCUCCUCCGACAACCAUCGUCUAUACUUGGUCCCUUUCAGGUGGUGGAAGGAAGCUCAAGGGUAUUGUGAUCCAGAUGGGGGGACGAAGAAGAAGAGAGGGGUUUUGUACGAUGCGUUACCAGCAUCCUCCUCUUAUGUUGGUCCAAUGAAGAUACUCAAUAACAUUUUUAAGUCAGAUCUUGCAUUUAACCUUGUUAGGAAAGGAGAAGAAGACGAACAACAACAAGAUGAUGAUAAUAAUGAUAAUGAUUCUUCGGAGAAUAAUGGAGGGGACGACAGAGAUAUAAAUGGAGUAUCCGGGCGAAACUAUGCGUUGGUUGUUGCGGAUAUGUGGCUUCAGGCACUUAAAUGGCACAGUGACUCCAAAGGGACAGUGAAGGAUGGUAAGAGUUUUUUGGCGGCAGAAGAUGAUAUGACCGAUGUAUAUCCUUUACAACUCAAGCUUUCUAUUUUGCAAGAGACCAACACAUUGGGAGUAAGAAUAAGCAAAAAGGACAAUGCUGUUGAGUGCUACCGAAGAGCAUGUAAAAUUUUUAGCAUAGAGUCUGAACUUUUACACAUCUGGGAUUUUUCUGGACAAACAACUCAAUUUCUUUUAGACGAGAAAAAUAAGAAUGCAAAAGACUCUCUAAGACAGUCAGAGCAAGAGAUUCUCUUGGAGUUGCAAGUUUAUGGCUUGUCAGAUUUGACCAGAAACAAAGAUAUGAAAAAAGAUGAGAUGACAUCGCAUCUGGUUAAAACUUCAUCAAAGAUGAAUGGUAGCACUGGUAACUCUAUUUGUUUGCGGAGUAAUUCUGCAGUCUCAAGUGGAAGCUAUUGCGAGAAGGGUUCCUUGGGUUUAACUGGCUUACAAAACCUGGGAAAUACUUGUUUCAUGAAUAGUUCUCUCCAGUGUCUUGCUCAUACCCCAAAGCUUGUUGAUUACUUUCUUGGAGAUCACCGGAGAGAAAUAAACCAUGAUAAUCCACUGGGCAUGAAUGGUGAGAUUGCAUUGGCUUUUGGAGAUUUAUUAAAGACAUUAUGGGCUCCUGGAGCAACUGCAGUACCACCAAGAACAUUCAAGUCCAAGCUUGCUCAUUUUGCUCCUCAAUUCAGUGGCUUCAAUCAGCAUGAUUCUCAAGAACUCCUUGCUUUUCUAUUAGAUGGACUUCAUGAAGAUCUGAAUCGUGUUAAAUGCAAACCUUAUGCUGAAGCGAAGGAUGGAGAUGGUAGACCAGAUGAAGAUAUAGCUGAUGAAUACUGGCAGAAUCAUCUUGCUCGAAAUGACUCUAUUAUAGUUGAUGUAUGCCAAGGUCAAUAUAGGUCCACAUUAGUAUGUCCAAUUUGCAGAAAGGUGUCAGUCACAUUUGAUCCAUUCAUGUAUCUGUCAUUACCUUUACCGUCAACAUCAAUGAGGACAAUGACUUUGACAACUGUGCCCACUGAUGGAAGUGCUCAGCCAACUCAGGUUACUGUUACUGUUCCCAAGCAUGGAAAGUUUGAAGAUCUUGUUCGUGCUUUGAGGACGAUGUGUUCUUUAGGGAAUGAUGAAACCCUCAUGGUGGCAGAGGUAUACAACAAUCAUAUUAUACGAUUUCUUGGGGAGCCCACUGAUUCAUUAUCCUUAAUCAGGGAUGAUGACCGACUGGUUGCUUAUAAUAUACAAAAAGAUUUUGAGAAGUUUUCUCGGGUUGUUUUCGUUCAUCAGCAGAUAGAAAAGAAUUUAACAUCUGGAAAAAAUAAAUCAAGCUGCAAGCCAUUUGGGCUUCCUCUUGUAGCAUGUGGUGAAAUUGCAAAAGGACAUGAUAUUCGUGAUUUAUAUUUCAAUGUUCUUAAACCUUUGACAAUUAAGGCUAAGAGUUCCAGUGAGGAUGAUAACAACACUGGGACUGUGCCAAUCGAAGAUGAAGAAAGGAACAAUGUCGCAAGUCCUGAAGACACCUCAGAGGCUUCAGAUACUGUUAAUGGAAACUCACGUACUGAUUGCGAAGUACAGUUCUAUUUGACUGAUGAUAAUGGAAAUGUCAAAGGUUCUGAGAUUGUUAUGGAUGAGUUGUUAAACUCCACAGAGUUGGGUGGCCGUUUGAACAUUCUUGUGUGUUGGUCUGAUAAAAUGCUUGAACUAUAUGACCAAAGCCUUCUUACCUCACCAGCUGAAGUUUACAAGCCUGCUUUGUUUAGCAAACGGCCUCAAGAGUCCAUUUCUCUGUAUAAAUGCCUGGAAGCAUUCCUUAAGGAAGAGCCACUUGGACCAGAAGACAUGUGGUACUGCCCUGGCUGCAAAAAGCACCGCCAAGCCAGUAAGAAGCUAGACCUAUGGAGACUCCCUGAGAUCCUAGUAAUUCAUUUGAAGAGGUUCUCAUACAGCAGAUUUUUGAAGAAUAAGUUGGAAACGUUUGUCGACUUCCCUAUCCAUGAUCUUGAUUUGACGACAUUUGUUGCAUACAAUAAUGGACGAUCAAGUCACCGUUAUAUGCUUUAUGCCAUAAGUAAUCACUACGGAAGCAUGGGAGGUGGCCAUUAUACUGCAUUCAUCCGUCAUGAUGGUGAUAGAUGGUACGAUUUUGACGAUAGCCAUGUUUCUCCUAUUGACGAGGAUCGGAUCAAGACUUCUGCUGCUUAUGUACUUUUUUACAGAAGAUUAGAAGACAUCUGACAUUGUUUUUGGAGAAUGACCGCUAACCCAACACCUGGAUCGACUUUCGGCAUUCUUUUUUCCAAGCCUAGCAGAGUCUUCAACUCAUCAGAUAAAGGUAGCUUUAUUUAUAUAAAAAAAACUUCUAUGGAAUCAUUUAGAAUUCAGAAAGAAGUUAGCAUACAGAGGAAGCCUACAAAAAAUACAAAUCUAAACAGUUUGAUCUGAAUUCUAACACCCAACAUAGCAUACUCGGUUUAGUUUUACAGUUGAAGAGGUAAAAAUCAUUUUUUAAGAAUAUAUCUUUAUAUGUUCAUUAUAAUCUUUGUAACCUUCUGUAAAUUACAUAAAAA